AGCAGCACAGCACAGCCACAGGGCUGCAGCUACAAGCAGCCCAGAGAGGACCAGCCAACACACAGAGAGAGAGACCCCGCUGGCUGUCCACAGAGACAUGCAGAGAAACACACCAGAAACUGAGACAGAGAGGGGGAGAUAGAGGGUGAUCAAAUAGACAUAAAUACAGAGUACAGGAGGGGAGAGGAGGUACUCGUCAUCUCCAUGGACACAGGGAACUUUCAGCAGUACACUCGGCUCUCCACGAUGGUUAUUAAUAUUUCCCUUCUCAUCCGACAGCCGAAAACAACUUUUCCUUUUAAAAGUUUGAGAGACAGAGUUUUUCCAGUGAGGAUCCAAUCUCUUCUAAGGACAUUAUCAAGAAGAUUUGUGUUUUCUACCAGGAUCAUUUCAAAGAGUACCUCCUUCGCGUGUAAGGAACCAGUGGAUAUAUUUCUCCACCUUAGACUCCCAUCAACACUUUGAAGGAGGCAUUCCUCUCUCCUAUAAGGACCCUUUGAGAGACUCUUUUUACCUAUCUACUCUAUUAGGAGUGGGUGAGAAGGACAGUGGUAGAUUUUCUCCAGGGAUUUUCUCUGUCUCUGUGUCAGGAUGGCUGGCUGUACCUGCCGCUGCAGACAGGGGUGUCAAGUUCAUCCAGUCUUACGCAGACUCAUCUUUGGGACCCUCACUAAAGACAAGAUUGAUGAUGAGUUGGAGAUGACCAUGGUGUGUCACAGGCCUGAGGGUCUGGAGCAGUUGGAGGCCCAGACCAACUUCACCAAGAGAGAGCUACAGAUCCUCUACCGCGGCUUCAAGAAUGAGUGUCCGAGUGGAGUGGUGAAUGAAGAAACAUUUAAACACAUCUACGCCCAGUUCUUCCCCCAUGGAGAUGCCAGCACUUACGCUCAUUAUCUCUUCAAUGCAUUUGACACAACAAACAAUGGAUCCAUUAAGUUUGAGGAGUUUGUAAUGGGACUGUCUACACUGCUGCGGGGCACUAUGAGAGAGAAGCUGGAGUGGACUUUUCAUCUUUACGACAUCAACAACGAUGGAUACAUUAACAGAGAGGAGAUGACUGAGAUUGUGAGGGCCAUUUACGACAUGAUGGGGAAAUAUACCUACCCUGCACUCAAGGGAGAUGUCCCUAAACAGCAUGUGGAUGCUUUUUUCCAGAAAAUGGAUAAAAACAAAGCUGGAGUUGUGACUUUAGAGGAGUUCAUUGUCGCAUGCCAGGAGGAUGAAAUGAUGAUGAGAUCCAUGCAGCUCUUCGAAAAUGUGAUGUAAAAAAGGAGCCGAUGGAAGGAAGGAGAGAAUUAGAUAAUGAGAGAGAUUGUGUGUGUGUUUCAGUGCAUUCGUGUGAGUAUUCGUGUGAGUGUGCGUGUGCUUGUGCGUGUGUCCACGCAUGUUUGUUUAUCCGUGMGUGUCUGUCAGAGUGGAUGAAUGUGGAUGUGUAUCUAUCUCUCAUCCUCUCAUCUAACUUGUCAGCAUUCAUGUGUUUGCCAAAUAAUGUCUCUGCCUGGCUACCUGCCUGGGUAUGGAUCAGACAAAGCCAGAACCGCUGAGAGAACCCUGGACUUGCUAGUCAUAUUGCUGAGCCUGGGAGUAUGCAAACGAAUUCACUGGAAAAUGCUUUCUGCCUUUUUAUGUGACAUAAAGGUUUGUAAAUCAGAUGAUCAUACAAUAUAGACUGCAGUGUGAUACAGCUGAGAACUCAAACUCAUACGCUGCUCCCUGAUUAGGCCUUUGUGGAAACUCCUGAAAGACUCCUGCCCCCUACCUGUCAAACACUGAAACCCUGCCGGGAUACUUUGGGUUCUUUUGACUCCGUUCUUUUUGCCAAAAUAGAUGCAUGCUUGAGCCAGAGGGAUUCCUCCCUCCCUACCAUAGAAAUAGAAUCAUGAUUCUACGUCUAUGCGCCCUACCAACCAUUUGUUUGUCCACUGACUUGGACCUUUAAACUCAUGCAUUCAGUGAUUGAUUUAUCGACAGCUAUGAUCUACAUAUCUGCUUAUUUAUUAAUGUGUUUAUGCGUGAAAAAUAUGAGGUUGUCCUAAUGUAUUAUUUGUUUGUUUUAAGUGUUGUGUGUUUCUGAUUCACUGUCGUCGUGGUGACCUCUGUACCUCUGUUGGCUUGGCUGUCGCACUCCUGUCUAUCCUUGUAAUUGUGUCUGUCCCUGACUGAUGCCUGUUCUACUGUAUGCUUAUAAAUACACCUAAUAGACUUGG
This is a messenger RNA of Salvelinus sp. IW2-2015, 2207 nucleotides long. The record is from RefSeq and is a predicted model, not a curated record. NCBI's taxonomy places the organism in Eukaryota, Metazoa, Chordata, Actinopteri, Salmoniformes, Salmonidae.